AUGGCCCUACAGGAAUUCUUUGCUAAACAUAAGCAAUAUAGAGAUAAGGACUUCUACAUUACCGGGGAGUCGUAUGCUGGUCAUUACAUACCCGCCAUAGCUCAUAAAAUAUGGCGAGAAAAUACUCGAGGGACCGAACCUAAUAUUAACCUUCGUGGACUAGCCAUCGGGAAUGGAUGGAUGAAUGCUGCACUCCAAGUUCUCGAUUACCCCCAUAUGGCCUUCGAAAGCUGUACUGCUCCCCACAUCGCCACCUACAAGGAAUACGUGGCGCAGACUGGAGCAGCAUGGCAAUGCUCGAGUGAAAUAAGACAGUGCCUGUCAGGCUGCCGCUCGUUCUGCGAGAAUGCUACAACUUGUAUCUUUGGCGCCACCUUUGCCCCCUUGAACAGACGAGGCAUCGACGUAUACGACAUGAGGAUUACUCACACGGAUGGUAACUCAGAUGGACUAGACUUCAGCUUCGUAAAGUAUCUGAACAGGAGGGAUGUGCAGAGGAAGCUUGGAGUAAACAAGAGAUUCGGGACUUGCUCUUAUGCGGGGGACUUCGAGAUUGAUAGGAUCAUGCCAUUCGAGACACUUCUACCCGACGUGCUUGAUGCCGGAAUCAGGGUUCUUCUGUAUGACGGAGAUCAAGAUUUCAUCUGUAACUGGAUUGGCUACGAGCACGUGGCGGAUGCGAUGGAGUGGCCGGGCCGUCAAUCUUUCAUCAACGCUCCCCGCUAUGAGUAUGAGGAUGAUAGCGGAAUCUCGAUUGGUAAAUUCCGCAGUGCCACCUAUCAGGAGAGUGGGAUGUUCAGCUUCUUCCAAGUGUACCGUGCUGGCCAUUUUGUGCCCACCGACCAACCCAAGGCUGCCCUGCUCAUGAUCAACGAUUUCAUCUACGGUAUUUUCGGACCAGAUUCUCCAAGAGCCACACCAGUCGGAGCUCUAGGCGGUUCGUGAACUCUAAGAGCGGUCUCGCACACUUUUCUUUCUGCGAGUCUCUUGGAUGUGUAUCGAGUGAAUCUUCUUGGAUAACUUGUUC
Messenger RNA from Perkinsus marinus ATCC 50983, 1027 nucleotides. RefSeq names its product Serine carboxypeptidase, putative. Lineage: Eukaryota; Perkinsozoa; Perkinsida; Perkinsidae. The coding region runs from base 1 to 945 and encodes 314 amino acids. Gene Ontology annotation, molecular function: serine-type carboxypeptidase activity. The record is from RefSeq and is a predicted model, not a curated record. The transcript is spliced from 11 exons. Gene Ontology annotation, biological process: proteolysis.